This is a messenger RNA of Salvelinus sp. IW2-2015, 1639 nucleotides long. Lineage: Eukaryota; Metazoa; Chordata; Actinopteri; Salmoniformes; Salmonidae. The record is from RefSeq and is a predicted model, not a curated record.
AUUCUCUAAGAUGACGGAGGCGGCUUAUGGUAGAAAAAUUAACAUUCAGUUAUUCACGUAAUAAGGAAUUCUCCUUGACCACACCCACAAACUGGGGAAAACAAACAUUCUUUCCUUUUGACCCCCAGUGUAAAAGAGKCAACUUUGUUGUCGAUUUGUUGUUAUAAAGAAAUAACAAAACAUGCCGAAAAGCCGCUGUGUUGUUCAAUGUACAUGUAACCAGGUCAAACAUCCUGACCUAUGGUUUGCAAUGUUCCCACUUUGGGAAAUAGGCUACCACAGUAGCUAUGUGUGUGGAAAACAUUUCACCUCAGAAAAUCCAUUUAACCUUGUUUAGUAUAGUCAGUUUGUAACUCCACUUACUACUUAUAGUUGUGUAGUUAAAUUGUUUUUGUUAGCUUAAUGUUCCAGUUGGUAGCUAAUUAGCUAGCACUCAUGUGGCGGCUGGCACCCUCAUGAAAAGGGAAUUUUUUAUGUUUUUAUUUAACCCUUAUUUCCUGGCAUGAGGGAGCCCUACAAUAGUAUGUUUUUCUAAGUAAUGAGAACGCACGGGAGCAGUCAACGAUGAAAAGUAAUCUUUAGAUAUGUUGUACUUUUCUUUAAAUACAGUUUAGCAAUUGACAAAAAUAAGCAGACAAGAAAAUUGCGUUUGAAAAAGAUCAAGUUUGUGCUGUGAGGCAAUGGGGUAACCACGGGUUAUUUUCCCUUACAGACGGCCUGGGCCGUGACAUUCUAUGUAAUACCAACUGGGACUAUGGCGCUGCCAUGCUAAAACUUGCUUUUGGGCACAAGAGUCAUCUAUCUGUGCUGAGUCCUCUAUAUAGCUCUAUGGGCGCGGCGUCUGUCUCCAUGGUAAACAAACAUGGCGGUGUCUGGAAAACAUACAAUUUUGUCCUCCACACCACUGCAGGUCCUGUUCUACCUCAACGGCUGGUAUUUUGCUGCCUACUUCCUUGCUGAGGGUCUGAUGUUUGUUUACAAAGGAUUGUUGUUACCAUACCCACCAGCUAGUCUCACGUUGGACGUUGGGCUACUACUUGUUUUCCUUGGCCUGGAGUCCCUCCGAAUAUUUUACGGUUGGAAGGGGAACUUAACAGAGCGUUCUCUGGCCAUGUUAGUGAGUGUGCUGGUCCUGGUGCCGUGCACAGUGCUGUCUGUGUACUACCUGAUGCUGCAGACCUUCGUCCUGCGCCUGGAGUUCAUCCUUAAUGCUGUGUUACUCUGCUUCUACAGUCUGGAGAUGCUGCUGGGAAUCAUGUCCAUAUCUGCAUUCUCCAGGUCAAAGGUGUACUAAGGAAGAGGAACGCUGCAAUGUUCCACAUCGUUUCAAGAGGAAUGAAAAAAUGAUUUUUACUGGGAUUGUUCUGUGAACAUAUUUUAAUCCCACAUGAUAUUAUUUGUGUUUUUAUAUGAUCUGUUAAUAGCCUAAUUUAUAUUUUUGUAAUGAUGAAAUGUCACCUUUUUAAAUUUGUUUUUGUGUCAACUGUCAAUCUUCUGUGUUACUAGUAACACUAAUGGAAUUGUCAAUGAGGGUAUUCAAUCUGCUGUACUUGAUAAUGUAAUAUAUUUGUAGGUUUUUUGUGGGGGGGGGGAACACUGUAUUUAACGAUUUACUUAAUUAAAACAAAUCCUUAUUCAU